Centruroides sculpturatus (bark scorpion) is the source of this 3818-nucleotide messenger RNA. RefSeq lists its product as uncharacterized. NCBI's taxonomy places the organism in Eukaryota, Metazoa, Arthropoda, Arachnida, Scorpiones, Buthidae. Gene Ontology annotation, molecular function: monocarboxylic acid transmembrane transporter activity. Gene Ontology annotation, biological process: transmembrane transport; monocarboxylic acid transport. The transcript is spliced from 9 exons. Bases 293 to 3724 code for a protein of 1143 amino acids. The record is from RefSeq and is a predicted model, not a curated record.
AGGAGAAAAUUUUAGCAUAAAUUUUAUAUAUCAAUAGUUAAAUCCUGCAUCUACAUAAAUUAAAUUAAAUUUGAAAGGUGUAACCUAUAAAGUGUUUUUAUAGGAAAUUUGUAUGGUAUCAUUAUUGACAAGAACUUUAUUUGUAGCUGUUAAACUUAUUAUAAAUAACCUUGAAUGGAUUCUGAUGUAAUUUUCAUAUUGUUUUUUUUUAUUUUGCUUUUUUUCCCCUUCUAUAGCUUUUAGUCGUUAUCUUGAUGUAUGGUUCUGAAGGAUACAGUUUUAAGUGGACAACAUGGCCGAAAUCAAAUAUAAAUCGUCAAAUAUUUUUGUUAAUCAGAACAAUAAUAAGGACCAAAUUACAGAAAAUGGUGUGGAGGAAACAAAAAAUUUACACAGUACGCAGUUUAAGCCACCUGAUGGAGGUUGGGGUUGGGUCGUUGUUUUUGCUUCAUUUAUGGUCAGCUUCGUUGCCGAUGGAAUAACCCAUUCAUUUGGUCUGCUGUUCGUGGAGUUUUUCGAUUUUUUCGGUGCUUCCAAAUCGACUACGGCAUGGGCUGGAUCCCUAUUCUUCAGUCUUCCUUUGUUAACAGGACCCAUAGCUAGUUAUUUUACCGAUAGAUGGGGAUGCAGAAUGGUUACCAUCAUAGGUUCACUGAUCACGACUUUCGCCUUCGCUGCUGGCUUCUUAGCGACCAGAUUGGAUCAUUUAAUUAUAGCAUUUAGUAUCUCGGCGUUGGGUCUAUCACUUUGUUACGUCGCUUCGAUAGUUAUUGUGGCUUAUUACUUCGACAGAAAGCGUUCGCUAGCUAAUGGAUUAGCAACAUGUGGUGCAGGAGUAGGAACGAUCGCCUUUCCUUACAUAACUAAUUAUCUAAUAAAAAUAUAUACUUGGAGAGGUACUCUUUUGUUAUUAGCUGGUGCGUUUUUAAACAUGACGGUAUUUGGAUGUCUAAUGCGCGAUUUAGAUUACCCUGAAGAUUUGUCGUCUUCGUCGUCAGAUAAUGAUGAACGCAAGAGCAAUCUUUCAGAUAGUCAAAUAGAAGAAUCCUUAAGUACAUCUCUAGUGCAACUUCCGACUUAUAUUAAAAAUAAAAAUCUAAAUCCUGAAGUAAUUGAAGAAUUAAGUAGUAAAGAAGGAGGCCAUUUAAAUAGUCUUCUGGAGCAACAUCCUGAUCUCCUCAGUUCCUAUUUGCAAAACAUGGAAGAUUCCUUACCCGUUCGAGAUAUAAAGAGCGGGGAUGGCGAAUGUCUAUCUGGCGUAAAAUUAAGACGUCGAGAAAAACAAUUAAGUGCUCAUCAAAAAGAGCAGCAAUGUCCACUUAUGCCAGGAUUUUAUAUCUGUCAACGUCAUCCCUCAUAUUUCCGUAAUAUUCGAAUUCAUCCCGGUAAUUUAAUGUAUCGUGGAGCCAUGUUGAAUAUACCACCUUAUUAUUUAAGAACUUCAAGUUGCCCUAAUAUCUAUAAAAAUUAUUUGUCAGGAAAAAUUAAAGGAGAGAAAUACCAGUUCCUAAGCGGACUUAAAGAACUUCUACUAGAUAUGGUUGAUAUAAGGAUAUUCAAAAACGUUCCUUACACUGUUUUUUGUCUUUCAAAUCUUCUCCUUUAUGCAUGCGCAGAUAUUCCCUAUGUAUAUAUCCCCGAUUAUGUCGAAGGUUUAGAUCCGAAUUUAAACUGGGUAUCAUCAUCCCUUAUUUCAAUUUUAGGUGUUUUUAAUACUGUUGGAAUGAUAAUAUUUGGAUAUGUAGGUGAUAAAUCUUUCGUAGAUCCGUCAUUGGUUUACGCAAUUACUAUGUGUGUAAGUGGAAUUGCCAUAGGCUGUCUACCAUUUUUGAAGAAUUACAUCGGCAUGGCAAUCGCAGUAUCUACUUAUGGAUUUACUGUAAGCACCAACUAUGCCUUAACCGCUUCUUUACUUGUAGAAUUAAUCUCUCUUGACAAUUUCACCAAUGCUUAUGGUUUGUUGUUAUCUGUGCAAGGUAUAGCAACCCUCGUUGGACCACCUUUUGGAGGUUGGUUAUAUGAUACAUACGGCUCAUACGACAUACCUUUCUGUACAGCAGGAAUCUGUACACUUCUGUCCGGCCUUGUUGUAUUACCUUUAUGUAAGAAGCUGAAGUGGAGAAAAAUAAACUCGACGAAACCACCCACAUCCGAAGAUGUAAUAGAAUCAUUUAUGUUUCUUUUUGAUUUCAGAAUCAAUAAAAUGGAACCAGAAGGCAAAAUCAUAUCUAAAAUUCCAAUAGAUAGUGGAUAUGGAUGGGUAAUUGUAUUGUCAUGUUUUGUAAUAAGUCUUCUAAUCGCUGGUAUAUAUUCCUCUUUUGGAAUACUUUAUGUUGAAUUUUUAAAAUAUUUUGGACAGGGUAAAGCGAUUACAUCCAUAAUUGGUUCCUUUUUCUUUAGUCUUCCGCUUUUAAAUGGUCCUCUUGCUAGAUUUUGCGAAAACAAAUGGGGAUGUCGACUCACUUGUAUUGUUGGAGCUAUUAUAUCAGGUUUUAGUUUCUCUGCUCUAUAUUUUGCUAGAUCCAUUACCGAUGUUAUCAUAUGUUUAACAUUAUGUGGUUUUGGACUGUCUCUCUGUUUGCUUUCUUCAGUUGUUAUUUUGAUAAUUUAUUUUGAUAAGAAAUUUUCUUUUGCAUCAGGACUUUCUGUAUGUGGUGAAGGAAUUGGAUCUUUUAUAUUUCCUCCUCUAACAAUAUAUUUGUUAGAUACUUUUGCUUGGCGAGGAACUGCUUUAAUCUUAGGAGGUAUCUUGCUUAAUUUGUCUGUUUGUGGUUGUUUAAUAAGAGAUGCUGGAUUUUAUAUUAAGAAAACAAAGAAAAAUCCUCCUGAAACAACCGAUGAUGCAAGGAUAAAUGUAAAGAGACCAUUAGUUAGAGGGUUUUCAAGCGAACCAAUCGUAAAUCCAUUUCAUUCUUCAAAAAAUGUUAUCACGAGUACUCAUUCACUGCAAAAAUCAAUGAAUUUAAUUGAAACAAAUAGUCUUUCAAAUAUACGUCUACGAGGAAGCCAUUACACUAUUAAUGUUUUAAAAUCACAUCUUGGUAGAGAAUCAAUCAUAAAAUCAUCUAACAACACGGCGAGAUGUAAGAAAAUCAAUAGAAUGCAGGAGAUCAAAAAAGCACUUCGUGAAUUGAAUAAAACAUUAUUUACACUUUUUAAAUAUAAAUCUUUCUCGAUAUUUUGCUUAUCGAACGUUUUGCUCUAUGCUUUUAUCGAAAUGCCUAAUAUUUAUUUACAUGAUUACGCAGUUGGAAAAGGCUUCGAUGAAAAAAAAUCAGCCUUCCUUUUAUCUGUUAUUGGCCUUCUAAAUACAGUUGGAACGAUUUCCUUGGGUUAUUUAGGCGAUUUUUCAUGGAUAAGCCCUACCAUACUAUAUAGCAUCUCCAUUUGCAUAAGCGGAAUUAUUGUUAUAUUAAUACCGCUAUUUGUUCAUUAUGGAAUCAUAGUUACAGUCAUCUCCAUUUAUAGCAUUGGUACCGGUGGCGUUUCUGCUCUGGAUGUCGUUGUUCUAUUAGAAAUCAUUCCCCAAGAUCAAUUUGCAAACGCUUUCGGCCUUCUACUUUUGAUCCAAGGAUUAGCCACGUUUAUUGGUUUGCCGCUAGCCGGUAUAUUAUACGAUUUGAUUUAUUCUUAUGAUAUUUCCUUUUAUAUUUCUGGCAUUAUCUUAUUCGUUUCUGGAGCAAUUAACUUAUUAAUCAUUAAAUUUAUGGACAGGAAAAGAUGAAAAUAUGAAAGAAACGAGGAAAGUCUUUAAAAUACUUUCAAUUCUUUAUAGAAUUUACUAUUAGAAUGAACAUUUUACAUUUUUAUUCGUAUAU